GAGAAGCCGGCACAGACUUGUUCAGACUCCCAGUGGCCUGCCGAGGUCGUGAGUAUAGAGCUCUGGAGAUGAAGACCCUGCUCCUGGGUGUCACGCUCGGCCUGGCCGCUGCCCUGACCUUCGCCCUGGAGGAGGAGGAUGAGGAAUGAUCGGUGCUUCCAAAAGAAAAUCCUGAUGCGGAAAACGGAGGAGCUUGGCAAAUUCAGCGCAUAUGGGGGCAGGAAGCUCAUAUACCUGCAGGAGCUGCCCGGGACGGACCACUGCGUCUUUUACUGCAAAGACCAGCGCCAUGGGGCCCUGGGCAUGGGUGGCGGCCGUCUUCUGAAGGCAUCCGCCACCUGCAGAGGCAUGCAGCCAUCCCCACCUUGGCUAACCUGGCCGCUUCACCUGCAGGUAGGAAUCCCGAUGUCAACACAGAGGCCCUGGAAGAAUUUAAGAAAUUCGCUCAGCGCAAGGGAUUCCUGGAAGAUGACAUCUUUAUACCCCUGCAGACAGGCCCCACCCAGGCUGGCCCUGAGCUGCUGGACAGGAACUUGUGCCUGAACUACCGAUCCUGGCAGCUGUUCCCACUGAGCUUGGACCAUGUGCCUGAGACCUGCCUCCCCUCAUUUCAACCCUGCACGGGCAGCCCCACAGCAGUCGGGAUGAGCUAUGACCUGCCCCAGCACCAAUUCAAGGAGAGAGCCAGCGAGAGUUUAGCUUUCGAUGCGGCUCCAGAACCACCUAGGGAGAGCCAGUCGCUGGCCCAGAUCCACAGCUAG
This is a messenger RNA of Cebus imitator (Panamanian white-faced capuchin), 761 nucleotides long. RefSeq names its product odorant-binding protein 2a. NCBI's taxonomy places the organism in Eukaryota, Metazoa, Chordata, Mammalia, Primates, Cebidae. The transcript has 7 exons. The record is from RefSeq and is a predicted model, not a curated record.